CGUUUAUGUCCUGUACUCAUUGUUUCCCGCGUGUAUAACGCAAGUGGUGCACAGAGCAAUCAAACAGAAGGCAGCAUUCACUUCACGUCACUACAGAACAGACAGAUGGGUUGCUAUGGGCCACUGCACUAAACAUUAAAUAGUGGUAGCGUUAUCUCAUGUAGUUGUCAGCAGAGAGCCCAAUGUGGAAUAUGUUCUGAUCCAUACUGGGCACCUGGCAUAGAAGCUGCUAUGUGGUCCAAGAACUGACAUGGCUGCAGAUCAUGACGAAGAUGGUUAUCUUGGCUAUGUACAUCACCCCUUCUUUAUUUAGUGCUAUGACAUCAUAAUGCCUAUAAAGAAUGGCUCUUAAUAAAUCCAUGCACCCCAGAAACCGCUACAAGGAUAAACCUCCUGACUUUGCUUAUUUAGCUUCCAAGUAUCCUGAAUUUAAACAGCACGUCAAUAUGAAUCUGUCUGGAAGAGUUGGCUUGAACUUCAAAGACCCUGAAGCUGUCCGUGCAUUGACCUGUACUCUACUGAAGGAAGACUUUGGUCUGACUAUUGAUAUACCCCUGGAGAGACUCAUUCCCACAGUGCCACUUAGGCUAAAUUAUAUUCACUGGGUGGAAGAUCUGAUCAACUUCCAUGAAUCUGACAAAAGAACAGUCCGACGAGGGAUUGACAUAGGCACCGGUGCAUCCUGCAUAUAUCCAUUACUGGGAGCCACUUUGAAUGGCUGGUAUUUUCUUGCAACUGAAGUGGAUGACAUCUGUUACAAUUAUGCCAAGAAAAAUGUCGAGCAGAAUCAUUUGGCAGAUCUCAUUAAAGUGGUUAAAGUCCCCCAGAAGACACUUCUGAUGGAUGCAUUAAAAGAAGAGUCAGGCAUCAUCUAUGAUUUUUGUAUGUGCAAUCCUCCUUUUUUUGCCAAUCAGAUGGAAGCUCAGGGAGUGAAUUCUAGAAACCCUCGCCGCCCACCACCCAGCUCUGUGAAUACUGGGGGCAUUACAGAGAUCAUGGCUGAGGGGGGAGAGCUGGAGUUUGUAAAGAGAAUCAUCCAUGACAGUCUUCAGCUGAAGGAGAGAUUAAGAUGGUACAGCUGUAUGCUGGGUAAGAAGUGCAGUUUGGCUCCAUUGAAGGAAGAGCUGCGAAUACAAGGGGUUCCUAAAGUUGCUCACACAGAAUUUUACCAGGGGCGUACAAUGCGUUGGGCACUGGCAUGGAGUUUCUAUGAUGAUGUGAUCAUUCCGAACCCUCCUUCUAAAAAAAGAAAGCUGGAAAGGCCACGGAAGCCUGUGAUGUUCUGUGUGUUGGAGACAACAGUAAAGAUGCUUAAGAGCAAGUCUGAGUGCACAGGUGACCUGAACCAUAUUUCUGUGGUCACAGACUGUCUAAAGAAGGUACUUACUGAUCUGAAGGUGCAAUAUAAACCUGUGCCCUGUGGGAAUGGAGAAGAAAGUAUAUUUUUGACAGCUAUUGAAAAUUCUUGGGUACAUAUCCGUAGAAAAAAGAGGGAUCGAAUGAGGCAGCUGAGAGAGUUACCUCGAGCUCCUGAUGAAAACUUUCUGGUAGCUCAAAAGGAUGAAAGACAAGCAGAAGAUGAAGAGACUAAAGGAAAAACAGAAACCUCUGCAGAGACAAGUUUGUCUACUUCCGGUGUGUGUGAUGCCUCUGCCGUGCCUCUAAAUUCAAUAGACACCACUCCUGAGUCUAUGGAGGAGGACUCCAGACAGUUGCAAGAAGUGGCUGAAGUCACUCCAGUGGAUGAGCAUGAUUCUUCUGAAGAAGUCAACCAGGUCACAAUGGAAGCAUCACAAUCAGUCUGUACCAGCAACUCUCCCUUUCUUUUUAAAAGUAUUAUAAAUAUUAAAAAGGAGACCACGGGUGUACAGGUAGAGAUGCACUGGGUGGAAGGCCACAACAGAGACUUAAUGAACCAAUUGUGCACAUACCUGAAGAACCAAAUUUGUAGACUUGCCACCAGUUAGUAGUUCUGUAACCCAACAAUUUACAUGGUCUCUUUUUCCCUAUUAAGUUUUUAUCAGUUCAUAGAACAGUUAAAGGGAAUGUUGCCAUUUUCAAAAAAAUAAUAAAAUGGUAUUAUGAAUUUA
Molecule: messenger RNA, 2090 nt
Organism: Hyla sarda
Lineage: Eukaryota; Metazoa; Chordata; Amphibia; Anura; Hylidae
Gene: METTL16
Product: methyltransferase 16, RNA N6-adenosine
Exons: 10
Coding region: 342-1967 (541 amino acids)
Biological process (GO): rRNA base methylation
Cellular component (GO): nucleus
Molecular function (GO): 23S rRNA (adenine(1618)-N(6))-methyltransferase activity
Source: RefSeq, a predicted model, not a curated record